This is a messenger RNA of Didymodactylos carnosus, 399 nucleotides long. Lineage: Eukaryota; Metazoa; Rotifera; Eurotatoria; Philodinida; Philodinidae. The record is from the annotation of a GenBank genome assembly.
AUGCGCUAUUUAGCCACAGGUUCGUCAAUCAUGUUAAAUUUGGAAGAAUCCAGUGGCUCUAUUGUAGACGUCAAAGGUAUAAAAAUUGGUCAUUAUACAGAUCCAAGACGUCCAACUGGUUGUACUGUAAUUCUUUGUGACGAUGACGACGGAUACGUUGCUGGUGUUGAUGUAAGAGGGUCGGCACCAGGCACACGUGAAACUGAUUUAUUAAAUCCCGUUAAUACCGUUGAUAAAGUAAAUGCCAUUGUCCUCAGUGGGGGUAGUGCUUUUGGUUUGGAUACAGCCAGUGGGGUUGUCCGAUAUCUCGAAGAGAAAAAUAUUGGUUAUUCAACAAAUUUUCCUAACAUUAAAAUUCCUAUUGUACCAGCUGAGGGAGUGUUUACAAAGGAUAUUUAG